UUAAAUUCGGCAGCGAUCCGACCAGUUUGUUUUCGCGAAAUUAUAAGGAAACUUGCCAUUAAACCGAGUAAAAGGCAUGUCGGCCUACGGUCAGAUGUGUUUUUAAAAUAAGUUUAAGGAUUUUACAUCUUGAUAAUGUUGGCCAUUGUCUAAAUCAUCAUAAAGGAGCAGGCAUGGGAACAGUGGGCAGCAGUUUGGUGGUAGGGGGGUCUCACCAGGAUGAGGAUGAGAAGGACCUCAUUUCCCAGUACAGGAAGAGUUCCAGCAGGAGCCACUCUGUUGAUACUGUGUACUGCCCCACCUGCCAGGGCACUGGACGCAUCCCACAAGGUCAAGAGAGCAUGUUAGUAGCAGUUAUACCCUGCAAUGACCAGAGGUUGGAUCCACGACAUACGAAGUUGUAUGUGGCAGUCUCGGUGUCUGUGUGCGUAUUGGUCAGUGCGCUGGUCCUGUUCUUCCUGUACCCUCGCUGUGUCACUCUGUCCCCUGUGGCCGUCAAGUCUGUCUACGUCACCUUCCCGUCCAACACCGUCCUGAUGAACGUCACAAACAUCCUGAAUAUAACCAACCAGAACUUUGCCACCGUCUAUGCGUACAACCUCACAGGCCAGGUGCUGUUCUUUGAAACGGUUGUUGGCUCGACUGCUAUUAAAAACGUCACCGUUAUUAAACCUCUCUCUGACAAAAUGUACACCUUUGAGAUCCCAGUCAAGCUGAAUGACCCAGGCCUGUACUUCUACUGUAAGUUCCCUAUCAAUGCUGUCCGCACAUUGUCUCUACACUUCCAGAUGACCAUGACGGUGUACUACCUUGCCCACUACGAGGAGAUCUCUCUGGACACCUAUGAGUACAUAGACUGUGGAACCAACACCACCACUGUCCACCUCAUCCAGCCUGGGCAGGUCCUGCCGACUGGGGUCCAGCCUGCAUCCUUAGACCUCCCUUCUGGCUCCUCUGGAAAACUGUUGGAAACUGAGUGAGUGCAUGUUGAACUGUGAAGACAAAGUCACAGGAUAGACCAUGUGACCAUACCAGACAGUCAGCCACAGGAAUAAGCAUCAGUAAAAAAUCAAGAAUUAAAACAUGAGCUGCUGCAAAAGACCUGCAAGAUUCAAAUGCUUGGACACAUCCUUCUGUGAAACUUUCUUUCUCAUUUCUCUUUUUGUUGGUGAUGUUUUAGAACUUUGUUUUGGUUAGAGCCGUAUAAUGAAAAAAAAGAAAUUUUAAGACAUGUUUGCAUAGUCUCUGCAUCAUGCAUUUCUUGCUACGUUUCAUUUUGAAGACUAAAAAGCACUACCGUUGGCUUACAGAUCAAUUUUUGCACAACUUUUUUUUUUUUUACAUAGUUUCAUACUGUUCAUAUUUAAUCCUUGAAACACUAACUAUGAUAUUUGUUCUUGACAAAUCAUGUUUUGGAUUUAGCUGUUGCAAAUGGCUACUGCUUGAAAUAGAUUCCUGGUUUAUAAAACCCUGUUUUGUUUUGUGAAAACAUGUAAGCACGCUUCAUGUUAUGUAGAAUUGUAUACUGAACAUUACAUCUGUGACACUUGUCUUGUCUUUGUCCUUCAUUCCAUGCUAACUCUAUGAACCCUUUGGGGAUGUGGUCUUUACAUUAUUAUUGUAAGACCAUUGGUGGGGUCAAAUAUGGUCUGUGUCAUAAUUCACAACAACAGUCCAUGUAAGCAUUACUGUAUGUCACCAGAUAACCACAUAUCUUUUGGGAAUAAGAAAGUCUACAGGGAUUUUUUUUAAAUUAGAUUACACUCAGCUCAAACACUCAGUCUUUAUUUGAAACAGAAAAAGAAAAUACAAGUCUUAACUUUCUCUUCUCUUAUGAGGCACUUGUUUGGUUUCGGUUCUAUUGUCAUAAACGAAAUUUAAAAAAAAUUAUUGGAACCAUUCUCGUGUACUGCUUUUGUCAUGUAUAAUGUUUAAUUUAAUUUUCAUUAUUCUGCCAGAUUGUGAAGUCGUUCUACCGUUUUACACCAUUACUUGUUGUUAAUUUGAAUAGCCACUGAGUGGCACUGUGUUUGAAAUGAAAGUCGUCCCUUUGUCUUCUUAAAUUUGAUGUAGGAAAGCAGCAAAAAUCUUUUUCUUUUAUAGAAAAAAAACAGUGCAUAAUAUUUCAACAAAAUAAUGUCUUCUCCACAGUCCUCUUUAUUUCUUUAAUGUAGGGUCCAAACUUUUCUUCACCAUUGUUGAGAGUACUGUGUGGACUGUAAAACAAAAAACAAAACAAAAUUCUUAUCAUUCAUUACCAUUUCCUUUCUUUAGCAUUACCUCUGAUACUGAGGGGGUACACUCACCGAGUAUCUGUUGUCUAUCUUGGCGCUGUACUGGACCGGGUUUCUGAUUUUGUUCUGACAGUGACAACACUCAUUCACAGCUGUAAGACAAGAGGGACAAGAGAACAAAACAGGCCCUUCUAAAACUUUCAGUUUUUGACUCAAACUGUCUAUACCUAUGUUGUUGUACCAACAAUGAGAGUGCCAGGACUACAAUUGUGUCCCUACUCAAUCACUCAUUUAACAAAUUGAAAGUCAGCAGUGAAAUAUAAAGAUUUCUCAGCCAUUCUCUGUUUUCUCUGAGAGGUCCAGCUUACAGGAGGCUGAAAUCUCUAGUUUCCAAUCCUCAGGGCCGCUCGUGCGCUACCUGAUACAGAGUGUGGUCAGGAGUGAGUGGGGUCCAAAAUGUAUUAUUCAACAGCCCUCAGUCUAAUGAGAGGACUACAGAGUGUGACAACCUCCCCAGAUACCGUGGAGACGGGAAUGCACUGCACACAUGCACACAAAGUUCAGUUCAGCAUACUCGGUGGCUGUGCAGCAGUAGCUGUGUACAGUAUACAUGUGUAAUUGUAGAUGGGAAAUGUCAAGUCAUGUUUUAAUCACAGCCCAUUCAGCAUUGUCCAAUCAUCGCAGACAUACUAAACUUGUUAUGUCUGUUGUGGUUUUAGGAUGAGGGCUUGUGUCACCUCUUGGUGAAUGGGUUGUUGUUGACAUGGCUAAUGGGAACCACAGGAGGGUUUUUCUAUGUGUAGAUCAGAUCACACUGGUAUUCAUGAGCCACCUCAUGAGUCCCUGGGUGUAAACACUUACACUUAUUCCUGAGGUGAUUGUAGUCAAUUGAGGAUUAGUGUCUCUUCUAUUGUGGGCUCAAUGGUGGACGGCUUCACCAAGUCAUGUUUGGACUUGAGUCAAGCAGUAGGGAUAGGUAAACAGACUUUGGGCCUACAAUCAUUGGCUUUAGGUGUUGGCAAGGUAUAUAUCGGGGGCAGAGGAUUUGACUACAGAUCCAGAGAUCAAGCACUUUGUGUGAAAUGCACACAAAAUGCUAAUUCUCAGAAAACAAAAUACUUCUUGACAUUUAACCCAUACCCUGUAAAACAUGGUCAUGUGUCAUUAUCAUUGUCGGCAUGUUUUGGCUAACUCUACAAUGAGAAAGGUGCAGAAGGGUUUAAAGAGAGGUAGGGGAACCUGGCUGUUGGACCGGUGCAUCUGACUCCACCUUGGACUUGACUUCUGUAGAUUCUUUCUGAACCUGUAACUAGAAAGAAAAGUCUCUCAAUACUGCAGACAGAAAACAACAUGGAGAAGCCUCAAGGCAUAAUUUAUGGUGACCAACUGUACAAGGUGGCUCUUGAUAGGUUGAAACAGGAUCAACUCAUCUCUUGUUGAGAUGUAGCAUAUAUAUGGCAGGGUACCACCACACAGAACUUUUUCAAUUUUUGUUUUAAUUUAUUACAUAUAUUGUUAAGUAUAGUAGCUUACCGUACAUAUGUUAGGACUUUGUGUUUACGUAUUAUGUUUAGGUUCUUUGUUAUAGGUUUAGUUAGGCUGUUAAGGAUUGUCAAGGCAGAACCAAAGAAUUGUAAUGUACCUGACCUUGUUUCACAAAUAAACUUGAAACUUGA
Messenger RNA from Osmerus eperlanus (European smelt), 3910 nucleotides. RefSeq names its product transmembrane protein 106B-like. The transcript has 8 exons. The record is from RefSeq and is a predicted model, not a curated record. The coding region runs from base 174 to 980 and encodes 268 amino acids. NCBI's taxonomy places the organism in Eukaryota, Metazoa, Chordata, Actinopteri, Osmeriformes, Osmeridae.